Molecule: messenger RNA, 1182 nt
Organism: Malania oleifera
Lineage: Eukaryota; Viridiplantae; Streptophyta; Magnoliopsida; Santalales; Ximeniaceae
Exons: 9
Coding region: 63-992 (309 amino acids)
Molecular function (GO): pyridoxal phosphate binding; catalytic activity; molybdenum ion binding
Source: RefSeq, a predicted model, not a curated record
UCUGCCAAACACGUGGAAACGUGACAAACCGACACAGAGAUACUGAGAGAGAUAGAGAGAGGAUGGAAAAGGGUGGCUCCGAAGCGGUGGCUGUCGUCUCAUCACUCUUCAUCUACCCCAUCAAAUCAUGCCGGGGGAUUUCUGUUCCUCAAGCAUCCCUUAGUUCUACUGGAUUCCGAUGGGAUAGAGAAUGGGUAGUCAUAAAUUCCAAAGGGAGGGCAUGUACUCAAAGAGUUGAUCCAAAGCUCGCUCUAGUUGAGGUAGAGUUGCCAAAGGAGGCUUUUCUAGAGGGUUGGCAACCAACAAAAAGCUCCUAUUUAGUGCUAAGGGCCCCUGGGAUGGAUGUGCUAAAGGUUCCUUUAAGUAAAUCAGGCGCAGUUGUUGAUGGUGUCUCUGUGUGGGAGUGGUCUGGUUCAGUAUUUGAUGAGGGAGAUGAAGCAGCGAAUUGGUUCUCAAAUUUUUUAGGGAAACCUACUCGACUAGUCCGUUUUAAUGCAGCAUCGGAAACUAGGGCUGUUGAUCCUAACUAUGCUCAUGGAUUCAAAAUUACUUUUCCUGAUGGGUAUCCAUUCUUGCUGAUAUCCCAGGGUUCAUUGGAUGCACUGAAUGAGCUUCUCAAGGAGCCAUUGCCAAUCAACCGUUUUAGACCCAACAUCCUUGUUGAUGGUUGUCAGCCAUUUUCUGAGGACUUGUGGAAGGAUAUCAAGAUAAACAAGUUAACAUUUCACGGUGUCAAGCUAUGUGCUCGUUGCAAGAUACCCACAAUUAAUCAAGAAAAUGGGAUUACUGAGUCUGAGCCAACCAGAACUCUCAAGAACUUCCGGUCAGAUGCAGUCUUGCGACCAACUCAGAAACAACAGGGAAGGGUAUACUUUGGACAGAAUCUGGUUUGCCCUGAAUCCCUGACCCAAGCAAAGGGAAGGAUUGUUAAGGUUGGGGAUCCUGUCCGCGUCCUUGAGAUGGUCUCCUCUACUGCUGAUGCUGCCGCCUGAACCAACUCCUCAUCAUAUUAUGAAUGUAACUGGUAGUGCAGUGCAGUGUCGUGUAGUUUGUGGCUUCUUAAUUUUGUACUGCAGAGGUAAAACUUUUGAGUAUUGUUCAAGUUCAACUUGUGCGUAUACCAAGUUCUCUCUGGUUUCUACCCAGAUAAAUAAAGACAGCUUUUUGCUGGUUUAGCUCUAA